Oryza brachyantha (malo sina) is the source of this 2236-nucleotide messenger RNA. RefSeq names its product protein NRT1/ PTR FAMILY 8.3-like. Lineage: Eukaryota; Viridiplantae; Streptophyta; Magnoliopsida; Poales; Poaceae. The record is from RefSeq and is a predicted model, not a curated record. Gene Ontology annotation, biological process: transmembrane transport. The coding region runs from base 212 to 1942 and encodes 576 amino acids. The transcript has 5 exons. Gene Ontology annotation, molecular function: transmembrane transporter activity. Gene Ontology annotation, cellular component: membrane.
GUCAAGAGUGAUCUUCCCCAACCAACCUCUCCAAGCACCGCGGGUUGCUGUUGCUAUCUCCUCAUCAAACAGCCAGCAUCCACCGCGAUUGCUUGAUUGCCUUCAGUGAGCUCCGGAUCUCCGUACCUGGCCUUCUUCUUUGUUUUUUCUGCUCUUCUUUGGGUAGGGAACUAGGAACCAGAGGCUCGGAUCAGACCAGGGGAGGGAGGCCAUGGACGAGGACAGCGCCGCCGCCGCCGCCGGCCACCAUGCGAGCCUUCUCGUCAAGAACGAUGCAUCAUGCUCUGGCGAUGAAUCACAAAGUCUAUUGGAAGCACGGGAGUCACAGCUUAAAACUAAACAAUCCGACUGGAGAGCACCGCCAAUCAUUCUGGGACUUGAAUGCUUGGAAAGCAUGGCAUUCAACGGCAUCGCCACGAAUCUAGUUGUGUAUAUCCGCUCAGUUCUCCAUGGUAGCAUUGCUUCCAGUGCUUCAACUUCUUCCCUUUGGUACGGGACUAGUUUCUUUGUGCCUAUACUUGGAGCAACCAUCGCAGACACCUACUGGGGAAAUUAUAAGACUGUCUUAAUCUCCUUUAUCAUGUAUUUACUUGGUACGAUACUUAUUACAGUUGGAUCUUUGAUGCCCUCUGCUCCUGCCUUGUGCAACACAGAAUCAUGUUCGUCAACAAAUGAGAUUAAACAUCUGGUAUAUUUCUCAGGUCUGUAUCUCACUGCCAUUGGUUGUGGAGGAGUAAGGUCUGCAUUGCUUCCACUUGGUGCAGAUCAAUUCAACAGCGGUAGCAGUUUAGAUAUGCAAAAGAGAAGGAAUUUCUUCAGUUUUUUCUACAUUUGUGUCAUCUUUGGUGUGAUUACUUCUGGUACCAUCGUGGUUUGGAUUCAAGAAAAUGUGAACUGGGCGAUAGGAUAUGGUAUUGCCACUUCAUGCAUAGCUCUUGCUCUGAUAGGCUUCUUGGUGGGAACACCAUUAUUCCGGCGAAAUGAGCCCCAUGGCUCCCCAGUAAAGAGUGUUUGCCAGGUCAUUGUUGCCUCUUUUAGGAACAUAUCCUUGGAGCUUCCUGCUGAUAGCUCUCUUCUCUAUGAGAUCAGGAGCAAGAGUGAACCAAGACUGGCUCACACUGAUGAUUUCAGAUUCUUAGACAAGGCUGCCAUAAUGUCUGAUCUGAACUUGGACCAAGGCAGCUGUACAAGUCCAUGGAAGAUCUGUACUAUAACUCAAGUCGAGGAAUUGAAAAUACUAAUCCGUUUACUUCCAGUAUGGGCAACUGGGAUAUUCUUCUGUGCUGCAAUCUCUCAAAUGCACACCACCUUAAUUCAGCAGGGAACUGUGAUGAACACCACGAUUGGCCCGCUUUCCAUUCCACCAGCUUCCCUGUAUUCGUUCGAAGUUAUAUGUGUGACGCUUUGGGUUUUUAUCAUGAACAAAGCCAUUAUACCAGCAACCAGAACAUGCCUUGCAAAUGGUGCAGAAAUGACACAGCUGCAGAGGAUCGGCGUCGGGCGAUUCCUGAUGAUAUUCGCCAUGGCAAUGGCUGCGUUUCUGGAAACGAAGAGGCUGGAGAGCGUCCGGGAGGAGGGCGAGCCGCUGAGCAUCGCCUGGCAGCUUCCACAAUACUUUGUCAUAGCCGGGGCCGAGUGCUUCACCAUCAUCACCCAGCUGGAGUUCUUCCACAGCCAGGCGCCGGACUCCAUGAAGAGCAUGCUGACAGCAUUUGCAUUGCUCACCACUGCCCUUGGCAACUACCUGAGCUCGGCCAUCAUCACCUUCAUUGCCAGGGUGACCAGGACAUGGCAUGGCCCCGGAUGGAUACCAGAUGAUCUGAAUGAAGGGCACCUUGACUACUACUACUGGUGCCUUGCUGUCAUCUCAUCUGUAAAUUUCAUCGUUUACGUCUAUUUUGCCAGCAAAUACAGGUUAAAGAAGGCUGUCAUCCAAGUCUGAAGCUCUUUGUAAAGCUACCAAUGAAGCAGUGUUUAUGCACGAGUAUAGAUUAUAUAUAGUAUAUUCAAUGCAAAUAACUUCAAUUUAGGUUUUAGAAGGACCAUUCUCUCCAAAAAAAAGUAUCAGGUUGAUCUGAGGAUGCUAUCCGUAUUGGCAAUGUACUUGAUUCCAUUAUGGAAAAAAAAUUCUGUCUCGGUAAUGUUCUACUCCGUAAUUUCAGAAUGAUGUUGUACUGGUGCAUCCGUGCAUGGAAGUGAGUUUGAAAUGGAAAAUAUUGCGUAUUUAUUCUUUUAA